Messenger RNA from Lethenteron reissneri (Far Eastern brook lamprey), 4915 nucleotides. RefSeq lists its product as uncharacterized. Lineage: Eukaryota; Metazoa; Chordata; Hyperoartia; Petromyzontiformes; Petromyzontidae. The record is from RefSeq and is a predicted model, not a curated record.
GGCGAGACAGAGCCACAGGUGUAUAGUCACCUAUGCUUCCUGAAUCUCGGAGACUCAACUGGCGGAGGGAACACCUUCUCUCGACUUCAGACAAUGCGCCUACAUCCCAAGGCGGCCAGACGGCAAGGCGCCGAUUCCGCGCUGUGUGGCUGGAAGACUCAAGACACCGAUGACGCAGGGAUUGAACAGUGGAGUUGGCACUGUCGUAGUGAAAGAAGAUCGCUGGGUAAGAAAGGUUUGCCGUUCGCGUGCGGAACGUACCUGCACGUGCAAGAGGUGCGAUGCAGCCUCCUGACUAAGACCAGCGCUGGCCAGCGCAGUGGCCUGGCCAAGCAACCAGAAGCUUCCGGAUGGAGCGAAUGCUCUGAUGUGCGGUUUGGCGACAGUAACGACUCUCCUGGCACGACUGAGCACGCCACCCCUGACUCGUCCCCCGAGGAGGACCAGUGCCGCCUUCCCACAUCCAAGAACAAAGGAGUCAACAUUGAGGAUCUCGUCAACGUCAGAUCAUCAAAGGGACUUUCACCUGUGGCCCACCAGGUGUUGUCCCCUGACCUCCGGAGGACAAAGAGGCUCAUCAACCUAUCGCACCGAACCACUCCCACAGAGCAGGGCCCUAAACACGAGGACUUGACCCAGCCAUCCAGCAGCCCCCCGCUCAGCCUGGAAGCCCUGGGACUGACAUCGCUUCUCAAAGAUGACAGCUUCCGUGGAGGCCACCGCGACGUGGCGGCGCUCAGGGUGACCGCGGGAGAGCUGAUGAGGGCCAGCCACGUCGUGAAGGCCAGGAGCCAGGCCUGCAGCAGCGUGGCGAUGGCAAUCAACCUGGCUACGCUCACCGGUUGGGACAGGAGCUCCGGCGGGUCGCGGCCAGCCGAGGAGCGGCCCGGCAAUGGCAGCCCUCGCCUCCCCCCGGCGCCCGUGCCUACGUUCCACCAUCAGCCGCUUCACAGCAGAAACUCCACUCAGCAGCAAUGCCGCAGCCUCCCAGACAUCUCCUCCAUAGCCUCUCCUCCGCACGAGCAUGGCCCGCACCUGCGUCUACACGACGGCAAGGCGGCCGCACCCGGGGCCCCCGCCGGCCGUCGCGGGACACUCAAGUACGCGUCGAGAGGCGACGGUGGCCGAGCCGGCGGCCCCUCGGAGGAGAAGGCCGCGGAGGCGCUUAGGCACGCGCAGCCCUCCACUACGUGGAGGGAAACGCCCGCGGCGUGUUGGGGCAGGGAGGAGCGCGGCGGUGGCAACGGUGGGAACCAGCAGGUGGUGAGCGCUCCUGGCGAGGCUCCGUUUGCAGAGGGCCGCACGCAGGCCCAGGCAGCUGAGGCCAAGCGACGUCCUCUCCAAAUGCCGCUGGAGCUGCCUCCGGUGCUCCAGUGGCAGACAACCGGCUCUCUCGUCCACCUGCAACGGACGAUUUGACCGCAUGGGGAAGCCUCGCAGCCACGGGACACGGGGGUGCGGGGACGAACACCGAGUCGGUGCUCUGCCGCGUCGGUCACCUGACCGGCGCUCCGGUUAAACAUCGGCAUCUUUCACUCUCUCAGAUUUGUUGAAUUCCCGUAGCUGCAGAACACACAGGGGGUCAGAGGUGCCCAGCCUGCACUCCACGGAUCACGGUUGGUCCGCAAGGCGGUGAUACUGUGGUCCACGGAAACUCGUUGCAGAUGAUUUUAUUUUUCUAUUUAGUUUGUUGUCCUUUCCCCGCACCUCCGAUUAGUAUGGUUGGCUAUGUACGGUGCGAAAGAAGUUCAGCGUACAUGCAUACAUGCAUUCUUUUCACAAAGCACCAGAUUUAUUUCUCCAGGAAAGACUGCGAACCACUGAUCUAGGCCAAACAUUCCACCCAUUAACUUAAUUUGUUUCCGCCUUGCAGUACCCCUGAACAAUAUCGCUGUGGGGCGAUCAUGUACAAGUUACACGUGACUGUAGUCGGAUUACCAAGUGGAAGUAACUGUAACUCCUUAUCAUUAUGAAUGUGCAAUCAAGAUUACAAUUUCCUUCGAUGUAUCGGUUAAUUAUGGUUGUAUGAUUAUUAUGUAUUUACUUGAAUAUUUUUUACCCCCAAAAAUGAUUUAACGUGGUCAACGACCGUGUCUGCAGUGUGAAUUAACGCGGGGACUGUGGCAAAAUCAAAUCAUGACACACGGCCCACAGCCAUCACGGGGCGCGGUCGUUACUUCGGCUGUUUAGACCGAAUGCAAAAAUUCCCUCGUUAUUCACGAGGGACAUGUUCCAGAGAUGCUCGUGAACAACAAAUUUCGGUAAAAAAGACCCAAAGAGUAUGAAUUCCUGCAGUCACGAAAGCUUUAAGUCAAAAGAUAAAAUAAAUAAAUAAUGAUUAUCAUCACUUUCUCGCUCAUCACUUUAUCUCAUCACAUUCUCUUGAUCACUUUAUCUCAUUUUAGUCGUGGAGAGUUGCAGUUGCGAUUCGCGGAUAUAAAAUCGCGGAUAGCAAGUUCGUGGCAGUGGUACACGAGCAGAAUUAACGAAUAACAAAAAAAAUAACAUGGGACCUUUUUAGCCAGUAUUGAAGUCUAACACCGUUUUGAGACUAGGCUCCAAAGAAAGCUGUCUCUAGUGUGGACCAAUCAGUUCCAAAGACAUGCAUAUAUUAUCAGUGUUUUUUUUGCAUUCUGACCACAAGUAUUGUGGUUAAUGCAGACAUGAUUCCUUGUAAAAGGUUUCAGUUUGGUAUUUUAACAUCUUAACACAACUGUUUUGUUGCCAGAUAAAAGGGGAAAACCUAUUCUCAUAUAAAAAAUAAGAAUAGGUUUUUCUUUGUCUGGCAAUAAAAUAAGAGUUGUUAAGACGUUCAAACACCAAAUAGAAACCUUUUGCAAGGAAUCAAGUCUGCAUUAACCACACACAGUACUUGGGGUGAACAUGCAAACAAAUACGUGCUCUGAUAAUUAUAGAUGGCAUUGUCUUUGAAACAGAUUGGUCUACACCAGAGACAGCCUUCUUUAGGGCCUCAUCUCGCUACCAGUGUCAGAGCAUGUUUGUGUUUGCAUGAUCUGUGUGUGGUUAAUGCAGACUCGAUUCCUUGCAAAAGUUUUCUAUUUGGUGUUUGAACGUCUUAACAACUCCUGUUUUAUUGCCAGAAAGGUUAAAAGCUAUUUUUACUUUUUCAACAAAAAAAUGAGUUUAACACGUAGGCUUCCGCAACCAACAUUGCCUCUGUUGUCCACGUGACAACUUAUUGAAUCCGGCUGUGUCGUCGGGUGGAGGAGGAGGUAUACGACAAACAUUGGCAUUUUACUCGCACGGGGAUCUGAUGAAAAAAGUCAACUGUGAGUCGUAACAAAUGAAACCCCACGCAUUCGUCAACAACACCGCAUGGCCUUACGCACAGGAAAUGCAUAACAGGCGACGUUUUGUGCAAUCGCCCUUAUUCCCAGCACACAGAGACACAUUUCUACGCGCAAUGAAGAAGGGUAAUUGCCUGCAACGUCGCCUGUUAUACAUUUUACAGUGAGCGACUUCCGACACACGUCUAAGUAGAAGGCUUUUUAUUUAUUAAGAGCACACAGGGAGAUACACUUCGUAACGCGGCUACACCCCAGCCCAUCUCCGUCUUGCGCUACGCUGGCUGGUUGACGAGCGUAGCGGUAGCGAUGGAGCUGGUCUUGCAAAAGAAAAACCACGUGGUCGGAGACCAACCGAUGAGAACGGCAGUGACGUAACAGCCCCGAAGCUCUGGUUCGGUGCUCCUUAUAUCUGCUUGGCGUGGCCAAGCUCCACCUCUGGCUACGCCCCCUUUCUAGCACCUUCUAGACCCUUCGGGAUGGUUUCCGGAGCUUCUCGACUGACUCCGCCCUUGACCUUUACCCCAGAUACGCCCCUUCAUCAUAAGGCAUUUUGUAAUACAGCUAUAACCGUAAUUACCCUUACAGGCCAGCAGGUGCCACCCUGUCAUUACACAUGUAUUUUUUUAAAGCACGUGUAACUUGUAAUAUGUAACACUCGGCUGCCGCUGUUGUCUGCUGGCGAAGCCACCCUUGGUAUUUUAGAGCUGCGUCGCUCACGAGGCUUCGGCUGGGGAAAUUUUCUUAUUCUGACUGUUCAUGCGUUGCUUUCAAGAAAGAGUUCAGGAAUUUUUUUUUAUAAUCAAACAAUUUUACUUACGUGUAUCACAAACAGUUUGGAUAAUGAUAAUCGUCAACAAACGUGGAAUGGUACGAGGCAUUACUGUGUUUCUUCAGAAAAAGUCGUACAUUAAAUCAACACAGAAUAACAAGAUAAUAAAAAAAAUAUAAUCACAAGGUUAUGAUUGCCACUGAGAGAGACCCUUUACCGCGGUGUGUCAUGUUUUAUUGCGGUGUUCUUCGCUAACUUUCAAAGGAGGGGGGCCACUUUUGCCAAUAAGGCACCACAGUGCAAGGGGCUGCCACACAUUUUAAACCAUUGUUUGGUUUGACAGCAGCACGAUGACGAUGAUGGGGAGUGUUUGUGUAUUGCCACGGGGGGCGCACUAAAGGACAUCAGGGGCUGCCAGUGGCCCGUGGGCCUUGCAAUGAAGAACACUGUCUAUAGGGUGUGCAAAUAUCUCUCAUCCAAGCAGCCUACAGGACUUCUUACGUGAUUGACGUUGAUCUGUCAUAUAUUCGCAAAUGUUGUUAUUUAAAUGUUUACAUUUGGUAUCUAUUUGCAAAUGGGGAAUUUGUUCAUAUUCAACAGUUUUUUUUUAAUUUUAUGUUCAAAAUACAGACUUUGCAAUGCACUGUAUUGUAAAUAUUGCCUCUCGAUACAUCACGACUCAUUGCCUAUGGUAUGAUAUUUAUUGCCACGUUUUAUUCCUGUUUGUAUAAUUGCCACCUUUAUAUAUUACAAAUAAAUGUAACAUGUGCUUAAAUAACUAAACAUACAUGUUAAAUGUAUAUGUAGUGGAAAAGGAUGACAAGUUACCAUUCCGAUU